This is a messenger RNA of Carassius auratus (goldfish), 1885 nucleotides long. Its product is annotated as synaptic vesicle 2-related protein-like. Gene Ontology annotation, cellular component: membrane. The record is from RefSeq and is a predicted model, not a curated record. Gene Ontology annotation, molecular function: transmembrane transporter activity. The transcript is spliced from 16 exons. Bases 182 to 1822 code for a protein of 546 amino acids. NCBI's taxonomy places the organism in Eukaryota, Metazoa, Chordata, Actinopteri, Cypriniformes, Cyprinidae. Gene Ontology annotation, biological process: transmembrane transport.
GCGCUAGCGAGCGACGCGACGCGACGCGACAGACGCAGGGAUCAUGGACGCUCCGCAGCGCGCCGCCCCUCUCUGAGCUCUUCUCUGUCCUCACACCCGCGGUGCUGAAAUCAGCCUCGACCCGACAGCAAUGUAACGGCAAUGAGACAAAGACACCGGCAGCCCGACUAACACACCGAUAAUGGACGAUGAUUUGUUUCAGUUAAGACAGCUCCCAGUGGUGAAAUUUCGGCGUACAGGUGAAAGCACUCGCUCAGAGGAUGAGUGUGGCGGAAGGGAAGAGGUGGAGGGAGGACGGACGGAUAUGGAGUCUGUUUCCCUGGCCGAUGCUGCUCCGGUGCCUCGGGAAUUUGCCAACCCCACUGAUGAUACCUUUAUGGUUGAGGAUGCAGUGGAAGCCAUUGGCUUUGGAAUGUUCCAGUGGAAACUGUCCAUCCUGACUGGACUUUCCUGGAUGGCCGAUGCCAUGGAGAUGAUGAUUCUCAGUAUUUUGGCCCCUCAGCUGCACUGUGAGUGGGCACUGCCCAGCUGGCAGGUGGCACUGCUAACUUCGGUAGUAUUUAUUGGAAUGAUGAUCAGUUCGUCACUAUGGGGAAACAUAUCUGAUAAAUAUGGGAGAAAAACAGGUUUGAAGAUGAGUGUAUUUUGGACUCUGUUUUACGGCCUCCUCAGUGCGUUUGCACCUAUAUACGGAUGGAUCCUGUUCCUCAGAGCUCUGGUGGGCUUCGGCAUCGGAGGGGCUCCACAAUCAGUAACAUUGUAUGCUGAGUUUCUCCCCAUGCGGUCCAGAGCCACUUGCAUUCUGUUGAUUGAGAUAUUCUGGGCUUUGGGUACAGUGUUUGAAGUGAUGCUGGCUAUUUUGGUGAUGCCUACUUUGGGCUGGCGCUGGCUGCUGGCCCUCUCCACCAUUCCACUCUUCAUUUUUGCUUUUCUUUGCUUUUGGCUGCCGGAGAGCGCUCGUUACGACGUCCUGACGGGAAACCAGGAGAAGGCUUUAAACACACUCAAACGCAUUGCAACAGAGAAUAAUGUCCCCAUGCCGCUGGGAAAACUCAUAGUGGCCAGACAGGAGGACAGGGGGAAAAUUCAAGAUCUUUUCUCUCCACACUUCCGCUGGACCACUAUUCUGCUCUGGUUCAUUUGGUUCUCUAAUGCAUUCUCAUAUUAUGGUGUGGUUUUGCUGACGACUGAGCUUUUCCAGGAGGGAGGUGCCUGUGGUAGGACGAAGGGCAGUAAAAUGGAGCCAAGUUGCAGCUUGGAGUGCAAAUAUCUGAAUUCAGAUGAUUACAAAGACCUUCUGUGGACCACACUUUCUGAGUUUCCUGGCCUGCUGGUGACCCUGUGGGCGAUUGAUCGAUUAGGGAGGAGGAUGACUAUGGCGUUGUGUUUCUUUGUCUUCUCUCUCUGCAUUGUGCCGCUCUACGGCUGUGUGGGAAGGACGUCUUUGACAGUAUUUAUAUUCAUCGCAAGGGCUUUUAUCGCUGGAGGUUUCCAGGCUGCUUACGUGUACACCCCUGAGGUGUAUCCCACAGCCACGAGGGCACUGGGUUUGGGCACCAGUAGUGGGAUGGCUCGGGUUGGAGCUCUCAUCACACCAUUUGUGGCACAGGUGAUGCUGGAGUCAUCUGUGUACCUGACUCUGUCGGUGUACUGUAGCUGCUGCUUGCUGGCUGCUAUCGCUUCCUGUGCCCUGCCCAUAGAGACCACAGGACGAGGUCUCCAGGAGUCCAGUCACAGAGAGUGGGGUCAGGAGAUGAUGGGACGGGCCUCAGACCACAGUCCUGGAGGGAUUCCACAUUCCAGCUCUGGAUCACAGGACUGAGAAACACCACACAUAGGUCUGGAAAGACUUUGUAGAAGAAAUUGGGAAUCUUUUCUUUAAAAA